UUCAGAUCAUAUGACAAAGACCCGGAAGAGCAAAUAAUUCGCAAGAUGUCGCAACACGGAAUUACGAGCUAUUGAGUUCCUAUCUUUUUUUUUGGUCCAUAAAUAAAAACACAGAAUGCAAAAUCACGAGAAGACAGCCGUGGGCUCCAUGCCUGCAACCGCGCCUGAUUUCAGAGGGAAUGACGGUUCUCUUGUCUCUGUGCUCAAGACACUCUUGUUUUUCACUCUUCUGAUGAUAACUCUACCCAUCGGACUGUAUUUUGCAUCAAAGUCUUUUCUCUUUGAAGCCUCUCUGGGUUACUCCAGCAAUGACAGCUACUUCUACGCUGCCAUUGUUGCUGUGCUUGCCGUCCACGUGGUUCUGGCACUCUUUGUUUAUGUUGCAUGGAAUGAGGGAUCACACCAAUGGAGAGAGGGAAAGCAGGAUUAAGCAAGACUGAAAACUACAGAGAGAGAUGGAAACACACACGACGACACUCUGUCUCAUUCAUUCCUGAACCAGAAUAUCAUAAUGGAGUGACACCAUCUCUGUGUGUGUUUACUUUUCUCCUGAAUAUCUCAGCCAGUUAGAGAGAAGAUGCCUGAUUUCUUCUUCAUCUCAUGGAAUGGUCGAGGUCGUCUUUUGGUCUGGCUGGAGGUUGUGUCAAUCUGUGUUUUUGUGCAGAGAAGAUACACUGUUCUCAUGAAAGUUCAUUGUUCCUGUAAUGUCAUAUCCUGACCCAUUUCAGUCUAUUCGAUAGAUAAAUCCGACUCUGAAUCAACUGAUUUCAAGCUGUUGUAUUCAAACAUUAGGCUUUCUGUGUAAUUUCAUCGUCUUCCCUUAUAUUUUCACACAAACAUACAGCGAUCAUGUAGACAGUUGGUUGUUUAAAACUAGUUUGUGUCUGUGUGAUUAAGUCAAAAAUAAUUCCAAGAUGGAUCAUUUCAUGUUGUUUUAUUUAUCAAUUAAAGCUGUUCUCUGGAACUUAAA
This is a messenger RNA of Cyprinus carpio (common carp), 970 nucleotides long. RefSeq names its product vacuolar ATPase assembly integral membrane protein vma21. Lineage: Eukaryota; Metazoa; Chordata; Actinopteri; Cypriniformes; Cyprinidae. Gene Ontology annotation, cellular component: endoplasmic reticulum membrane. The record is from RefSeq and is a predicted model, not a curated record. Gene Ontology annotation, biological process: vacuolar proton-transporting V-type ATPase complex assembly.